Necator americanus (New World hookworm) is the source of this 1935-nucleotide messenger RNA. RefSeq lists its product as uncharacterized. Gene Ontology annotation, biological process: transcription-coupled nucleotide-excision repair; response to UV. Gene Ontology annotation, cellular component: chromosome. Bases 1 to 1935 code for a protein of 644 amino acids. NCBI's taxonomy places the organism in Eukaryota, Metazoa, Nematoda, Chromadorea, Rhabditida, Ancylostomatidae. Gene Ontology annotation, molecular function: RNA polymerase II complex binding. The transcript has 14 exons. The record is from RefSeq and is a predicted model, not a curated record.
AUGACAGAAGAUCCACUGAGAUUACUGCGACUGACGACCGCAAAACUAGUCAACCAGGCGGUGAAUACGCCUGGAUGCACUGUAACAACUGAUUCCCAAGAUUUCAAGAGGCUGAAGACCCAAGUGCGGAAAAAUGAAAGUAUUAUACCGGGUUAUGUCGACUACUUGUUCUUCUCAUUAAAGCGUUCUGACUCGGAGCGGAGACUCGCUCUGCUUUCAUUGUUUGACUACUUUUUCAAUCGAUCUCACGUAUUUCGGCUGAAAACCGUGGAAAACUUACAAGUUUGUCCAGGUUUUUUUUUUAGAAUUGCCAUAUCUAUAUCUGCUCCCUGUAGAGAUUCUUUGAUUCUACUAAUCUUUUUCUCGGAACUACUUGUUUUGGUAUGCGAAACAAAUCCUUUACGAUUUCCUCUACCUGGCCCAAUCGUUGAGGCUAAACAGCUGAAGGCUAACGCAAUAAAGACAAUCAAAAAAUGGCUGGACAAAUUUGGCGCUGGUUAUGAGAAGUUGAAUUUUGUAGGGGACUACUUAAAGGAAUCUAAGGCAGUCGAUUUUGAAUCUGCCACAGCUGAAUUGCUCGCCGAAAGGACGAGAAAAGCGGCAGAGGAAGCAAAGGCUGCGGAGAAACUACAAAAGAUUGCUUCAAAUGUGCGCCGCAAAUUUGAUGAAUCUAAAGAUGAUAUUAGCCGAUGCUUAGCUUCGGCUGAGACUGCCCUCUCAAUAGUUGUUCCGAUUUUUGGAGUUGCUCCGGAGUUCAAUGGCGAAACGAGUUUUACAGAUAUCCCAAAGCCUAGCGGUACUGAGCAAGAUGAAAUGCAGCAGGCUGCCCAUGGAUACGCCAACGCGGACACCAUUUCUGUGGUUUUGACGUCAUUGGCUCCAGAAGUAACUAUUAAUGAGGACAACGAAGCUCUCCUGGAAAGCAUACGGGAUGCAAAAGUGAUGCUGGACAAGUAUCGGAGCAACAUAAUUAGUUGGCAGCGUCAGAUCAGUGGAGCCUUAGGAGCGGAAGAUCUUAUGCGAAACUUGACGAAUCUUAAACAAAAAAUUGAAAAACAAUGCGAGAAGAUUAGCGAAUUGAAGCUUAAACCGAAAAGAAAGAGUCGUAAAGGUGCCGAUUCAAGUGAAAGCGAGGAAAGCGAUCUUGAGGACGUGCCAGAAAAGCAGCUAGAAGAAUUCACUCCUCCGGACGAAGUGCCUCGAUAUAUCAUGGAACGGGUGCAACAGCUAGAAAAAGAGAAGGGCCCAUGUUGCAGUAAGUCACUGGAACCAAUAAAGAGCACUGAAAGCAGCACCGAUACCAGCCUACCCACGACUGAGGAGUCUAAAUCGAAGUCGCGAAUCCCGGUAGUUUCCUUCGGUCUUGACUUGAAAUACUGGGGAGAAAAUCACGUAGAAGCACCCAUACCCCGCAACAGUGCUGAUUGCCAUCGGUUUUGGAGGCCUCCUGAUGAUGACGAUAAGCCUUUAAUAAGCGAAAAAGAGGCUUCUUUCGGCGAAAUGAGGGUUAUCACCUGGGUUGGAGAACCGCGAAAGGCUGAUAAACGAUGCAAAGCGAGGCUACCAAGCGGAAAGCUUUGCCCUAGAAUGGACUUUCAUAAGUGCCCAAUACAUGGCAUAAUAGUGGACCGGGAUGAUGAGGGGUUUCCCACAAAGGAAAUAGAUAGCUCUACAGAAUCAACUGCCCAGAAAGAACGAGAUCAACUAGAGGAAGAAGAGUACAUGAGGGAUCUAGAAUCUGCCACUGGACAGUCUUUCGGAAGCAAGCCUAAAAAGAAGAAGAAGAAAUAUGAGGGAACUGUGCGGCAGAGACUAGAGAAAAAGUUGCUGGAUCCGCGUACAGUAAAGCGUGUUUCUGCUGCACUAGAUGCUGCUCGAAAGGCGAAGCUCCAACGAAAAUUUGGUGGACAAUUUGCACAGGCACUUUCAAAAUGA